ACCACUCUCCUCAACUCCACCAACUCCCGAUCUAGCAAGGUCAAAACCCUAGUACGCUAACUCCGGCGGCCGCCGUCCCCCUCACGAGCGACGCGACCUCCACCCAUCCCCUCAAGCGAGGCCCAACAAUGGCUCCGCGGCGGAGCGGCGUGGCCCGGCGGAUGGAUGCCGCGAUCGACCACUUCGGCCAGAUGGGCUACCGCAAGGCCGAUGUCUGCAGCGUCGUCAACAAACUGCUCAAGGUGUAUGGGAAGGAUGGGUGGUCGUUCCUGGAGGACGGUUGCUACCUCGUGGUGCAGGAAGCACUCUUUGAGAUGCAGGAGGAGGAGGAGAAGUUGCAGCUGCAGGUGUUGCCGGAGCAGCAGCUGGAGCAGUAUGAGGAUGAUGAUGGUGGUCGUGAUGAGGAGGAGGAAGCUCAGCUGGAGGAGGAGGAGAAGUUGCAGCUGCAGGUGUUGCAGGAGCAGCAGCUGGAGCAGCAUGAGGAUGAUUAUGGUGGUGGUGAUUAUGAGGAGGAAGCUCAGCUGGAGCUGCUGCAGGCGGGGGUGGAGGAGGAUCAGCCUCUAGAGCUGAUGCAGGCAGAGAAGGAGGAGGAUGAGCCUCUGCAAUUAGAGGAGCCGCAGCAGGAGGAGGUGGAGGAGAAGAAUGAGGCGCAGCAAUUGGAGGGGCCGCAACAGGAGGAGGUGGAGGAGAACGAUGAGGCGCAGCCAGAAGAAGCAGCAAUGUUAGAUUCACCGUUAGAAAAUAUCAUGCCCAUUCUGAUGGUUCUCAUUGACGACGAGGAGGAAACUCAGCUGGGGCUGCAGCAGGACAAUGAGAAUGAAGAGGCUCAUCAACAAGAAGCAGAAAUGAUGGAGGAGCCUUUAGAAGAUUUCAUUCCCAUUGCGAUUGUACCACCAUCUGAGGCUGUGCUAGCAGUUGAGCAGACAGAGGAAGUGGUCCCCAUGCUCGUUGACCCGCCUUCUCCCAGAGCGGCGUCGCCAGAUCUGGCAUCUGCAGGAAGUAAGCGCACAAGGCGCCCCUCCUACGGAUGGAUCUCUGACUCCGAGAGUGACUCAGAUUAUGAGGAAUAUCUCGCACAUUGACAACAACAGGUGCACGUCCCUGCCAAGUAGACAGGAUAGAGGGGGUUGAUACAAUGCGAAAGCAGGAGAACCGGUCUAAUCUGUAGAAUUUACAAUGGCCCAUGAAUGAGCUCUGGAGCAGACACUUUGAAUGAUAGGCGCUGCUCCCAUGGGGUAUGUAAGAACAACAUAUAUGGGUGCUUCUGAUUGUAAUUAGGCCGGAAGACUAAUGUGUUUGUAACUUUGUAUGUGUGGCUUCGUCAUCAAUGUUUGUUUGUAUAAAUUGUGACUUUCUUAGAUUGGCCUGGCUGAAUUUGUGUGAAUCAAUGUGGUUUGUUGUUUC
Triticum aestivum (bread wheat) is the source of this 1404-nucleotide messenger RNA. RefSeq names its product zinc finger protein 853. The record is from RefSeq and is a predicted model, not a curated record. Lineage: Eukaryota; Viridiplantae; Streptophyta; Magnoliopsida; Poales; Poaceae. The transcript has 11 exons. Bases 129 to 1082 code for a protein of 317 amino acids.